UUAGGGGGAGUCGUGCAGGGUUAUCCCAACAGCCACAGCCGACCGAAGUCUGUCGUGUUCUUCAAUGUGUGACUUUUAUAGCUCUGAAGUGACACCAGGGCGUCAACCAAUAUUGACCACGAUGAUGCGAAGCUACAAAAACUGACCUCGUACCAUUAAGAAACAAAAGCGAUACUGUUAUUGGGACGGUCUUGUCAGAAACGAUGAUAAAGAGAUCGACGACAACAGCAGUAACAGUGACACUCCUGUGUGUACUGUGUGUCGGUGAAAGUCAACAACAGGCCCCCGUUACAACUUUAAAACAAAAAGCACAGGAUUUUAGCUGCCCCAGUGAAGAUAAGGAAUGCAACAAGGACAAGCUGGGAUUUGAUGCAAUCUCACUGCUCCAUGGCAAGCUGGAUGAUGACAAGAAUGGCAAUGUGGACCUGUCUGAGAGUGAUGAGUUUCUCCGAGAUGAGCUCCAGUACACAGAUGGAUUUGAAAGGCACAAUAUAUUCCAUGGCAAUGACAAACAAAUCACCGUAGAUGAGCUAUGGGUUCAGUGGAAGCAGUCGGAAGUGUAUAACUGGACAGUAGAUGAUGUCUUGGACUGGGUUACUGUCAGCGUUGACCUGCCACAAUAUGCAGAGAACUUCAGGGUCAACGCAGUGGAUGGAACAGUUUUACCAAGAAUUGCGGCAAACAGCAACCAUUUUCUCAGUGGGAUUUUAGGGAUAAAAAACCCAGUGCACAAACAAAAAUUGUCUCUAAAAGCUAUGGAUGUAGUGCUGUUUGGUCCACCGAAAAAAGGCCACAGUUACAUCAAGGAUAUUGCCCUGGUGGCAUCUUUGGUCAUUGCUAUAGGAGGCUGCUGGUUUGCCUAUAUACAACACAAGUAUUCCCAAUCACAUAUGAAGAAGAUGAUCACAGAUCUGGAUAACCUGCAGAGAGCAGAGGAUGCUCUGACAGAGCUACAAGAGAAGCUACACAGAGCCCAGAAGAGCCAACAGGAGGUAGUACAGGAGAAGCAGCACCUGGAGGCCAAGAUGAAGGAUGAGAUUCAGGAUGCCAAGCUGGAAGCAGAAAGGCUGAAGCUGGCCAGAGAGGGCACAGAGGCGGACAUGACGCGGUUAAAGCUGGCAGAGGAAGAAUUGGCUCAGGUAAGGUCUGCCCUGCGGCAGGCAGAGCGCGAGUUGGAAAACAUGAACUGGCGACCUCCAGCUGACCUUCAGGACUGGCUCCAGCUGACCUACGAGAUAGAACUGACACAUUACAACACCAAGAAGCUGAGCGCUGAGAGACAGCUGGCUGCAGCCAAAGAUGCUUGUGAGAGAAUCCGUAAGAAAAGAUCAGCAUUCAUGGGCUCUUUACGGCUGGCACACAGCAGCUCUAUAGAUGAUGUAGAUAGAAGAAUAAUUGAUGCCAGAUCUUCAUUGGAAGAAGUGGGUCGAGAUUUACAAGAGCGCCUCCAAAGAUGGCGGCAGAUUGAGGAGCUGACAGGCUUCGCCAUCCUCACCAACCCAGGAAUGGCUCAACUCUCCUCCAAACUCUAUGGCAGUUCUCACCCGCAAGGUCAUGAUACUGCAGCGUAUCUGAGACCCACAGAUAUAGACGACGGGUCAGAUGAAGAUAUCCCUCCAGGUUAUCAUGCUGCAGUUGCACAUUUAGCUGCUGCCAAUCAAUAUUUGCGUCACUCCUGUUCAUUUCCAGGCCAGUUGUCAAAAGUGGUGACAGAGCUGGCUGCCAAAGAAGCCAAGCUUAGACAACAGGGUGCAAGGCCGGGUGAAAUAUACGCACUGCGCUGGCGUGCUAGGACUCGAAUAGCUCACUUGCAAGCAUUGUCACAUGCAUCACUGAAUGGUGAGCAACGUCGCAUAUCUAGGCAACACGCACAUGCACAGGAGGACACGAGUUCCAGCUCGGACGUGUCCCCCACGGGACAGGUGGUGUUUGGGAUUGAAGAAAGCUGCCAAAAUGAUCAGUCUAGUGACAAAUCCAGUACCUCCUCCCAAUUGUCCACAUAUAAACAGUCGAAAAGUCUUGACAGAGACACAAUGAGCGUGAGCAGGAAACCCCUGGUGAACUCCUGCUCAGAGGGCUCAUUAAGCACACUAUCAGAAGCAACUACCGAGGGUAGAAAAAGACUGGGCACUUUUCCAAAGCAUUCUAUACAAUCCUCGGUGCCUUCCACGGUGGCCGAGGAGCACUCUAGUCCAGAGGAAGGGUCCACGGAGCAUUUGGACCAUUCUGACAGGAAGGAAAAGAAGAAAAGGAAACUACUGCCUAAUUUCUUGAAAAAGGACCACAGCGAUAAGUGGAAGACAUCCUAAACGAGUGGGUUGGUCAUUGGUGCUGUUACAUGUAGAAUGGGUAGCUGUGUUCACCCCAGUGAUGGUAAUGAAAUUAGAAGAUUUAUAUCAUUAUAGCAAUGUAUCAUGCAAAAUUACUCUCUUUGGUGCCUCGGUUCAGACCUUUAUGUGGGUUUUUUUUUUUGUAUGGAGGUCAUGACAAGGUGGAUCGAUAUUGGUUGAUUUAUAGCAUACCAGGGUCUGGUCACUAAAUAUUAGCCUGAAUUAUUGAGGUAUUUGUCAUCAUUUUUGGAUGUCCCUUGGUUUCCAUAAACAGAUUUGCCUAAUGUCCUAAAUUUUAAUGACAUAUAAAAUC
Molecule: messenger RNA, 2643 nt
Organism: Lingula anatina
Lineage: Eukaryota; Metazoa; Brachiopoda; Lingulata; Lingulida; Lingulidae
Product: stromal interaction molecule 1
Biological process (GO): intracellular calcium ion homeostasis; store-operated calcium entry; activation of store-operated calcium channel activity
Cellular component (GO): plasma membrane; endoplasmic reticulum
Molecular function (GO): calcium channel regulator activity; calcium ion binding; protein binding
Source: RefSeq, a predicted model, not a curated record